This is a messenger RNA of Dissoconium aciculare CBS 342.82, 1431 nucleotides long. RefSeq lists its product as uncharacterized. Gene Ontology annotation, molecular function: protein binding. NCBI's taxonomy places the organism in Eukaryota, Fungi, Ascomycota, Dothideomycetes, Mycosphaerellales, Dissoconiaceae. The coding region runs from base 1 to 1431 and encodes 476 amino acids. The record is from RefSeq and is a predicted model, not a curated record. The transcript has 3 exons.
AUGGAUGAAGGUCAGGAGACGAUACUUGCCCAUCUGACACCGUCUGGAGAAGUAGACGAGGGCCCUAUCAUUCAAGCCGCAGGAGAGUCGGAAACCACCGAACUGAAGCGUCUCCUCGACCUGGCAGGGCGUCUGCCUCUGAAAGAGCGGAAAAGAUUCGUCCUGGACUUUGUGUGGUCCGAACCGCUCGGUGGUGUUUGGGACACACCUCUGUUGCGCGCAACCCGCAACGAAAGAUCGGACAACGUCGAUAUCUUGCUUCGCGCCGGUGCAGAUCCAAACGGCAUCAGUACGUUCUGGCAGGAAACUUAUUCCUUCCGCUUCCGUCGCGUGGUAGUCGGUGACAUGGAUCUCCGGGCCGAGAAAUAUACCAACAUGACGUCUCGUCAAGUAGGGUCACCAGAGACGCAGCUGCUUCCCCUCGCGCAGGAGGAGUUGGACUCGCGAAGGGACCGCAGCUCACGCUUCUGGUGUGGGCCAGAAGACCUCAACUUGGAAUAUGCGCCAAACGGCGAGGCCCUCCAUUCCGUCGCACUCGCCGGGGGCACAUCGAAGGCCAUACUGAACAGACUGCUUCAGGCUGCGAUCUCCGCGGACAAUGAUGACAUGCUCGAAGUACUUCUCGGGCGCGGAUUAAAUCCAAAUACCCGGUCACUGAUCGCCGGCUGCCAGGCUUUCACUCCGAUGGAACACGCGAUACGUACCGGCAACAUCAAAGCAUAUCGUCGACUUUACGCGCAUCCUCUGGCUGAUACUUCGCUUCUCACCCCCGCUUACAGAAUCCAUAUUCUUCAUCUCGCCGUAGCGCAGUUACGUGUUGACAUACUGGAGGCGACGAAAAUCCCGCUCUCUGAGUCACUGUCAACGGCGUUGGGGCACACCUUGGGUCAUAUUGCGUGCCUGCCUUUCGAUGAAACCCAUCUGCAGCUUUUUUCCUCCAAGCCCUAUAACCCCAGGCUUGAUUUCACACUUUUUGCGGAAAGGCAUUACCAGCACAUAUCGCGAUUGAGCGAGCCGGACUAUCCGGGGCCGGGCGAUAAAGACUCAAUUGGAAUCCCGAGAGCGUUGCCACCAGUGAAAGAACGCCGAUCGGACCUUCCUGAUCAAAUCAUCUUCGGACCUCCUUCUGACCAGUUCUCGGGCGCGCAAGCAGAAGUGAUGAAAAGGCUCGUCCAAGAACUUGGCAUCGAGAUUGUUCUCAUCAAGGACUAUCUAGGCAACACCCCACUGCACUAUCUUGCUUCGGCACGACACGUCAAUGAUCCCUUGAUCGCAUGGUUCCGGGACCAUACACAAGGAGCCUAUUGCUGGAUGGAGACCAAGAAUGGAUAUGGUUAUACUCCGCGGGAUCUUUGGGUCGACAAUGUUACAGUCAUAGAGCCAGGCUACUCCUCUGGACCACAUGGUUUCGACUGGACAUGGCACUGUUGA